Dichomitus squalens LYAD-421 SS1 is the source of this 513-nucleotide messenger RNA. RefSeq lists its product as uncharacterized. The record is from RefSeq and is a predicted model, not a curated record. Bases 68 to 466 code for a protein of 132 amino acids. Lineage: Eukaryota; Fungi; Basidiomycota; Agaricomycetes; Polyporales; Polyporaceae. The transcript is spliced from 7 exons.
UUUACUCCCCAGCAGCUGCUCUUGAACGAACUCGAACGCAACCCGGGGAACUUACAAAACGUCAAGUAUGAUCGUGAAGCGUGAAUACUACGAAAUAUUUGCAUCUAUUCUCAACGACUUCGGGGAAGGACGCAUAAGAUUUACUUACGAACAAUUCGCUACGGCCGCCAAGGCCAUCGGAUUCAGUCGACGCGGCGGAUGCGAGUUGAUUCCGCCGUCGAUAAUUGGUAAGAAAGUCUUUUGUUUCAUCAAGGAUUCGAUGGGGGGAAGGGAGACCGAACGGUCCCACCGGAGACGCAAGAACGGUGGAAAGUCGAGCUCUACAAUAUGUAUGGUUGGACGUCGGAGACGUUCAUUGUCAGUAAAGUCGAGGAGCACGUUGAGGACUGAACAGCAUCGGGGUGGCGAUGUCUUGGUGGCGAGGGAUGGUCUAGAUCAUGUGGGGAGCAUACGCUUGGCGAAAUGACGUGGGAAUAUAUGUCGUAUUGUGAUUGGCUGUGGUAAACCGAUGCG